Molecule: messenger RNA, 1599 nt
Organism: Cokeromyces recurvatus
Lineage: Eukaryota; Fungi; Mucoromycota; Mucoromycetes; Mucorales; Mucoraceae
Exons: 2
Coding region: 1-1599 (532 amino acids)
Biological process (GO): GMP biosynthetic process
Cellular component (GO): cytosol
Molecular function (GO): ATP binding; GMP synthase (glutamine-hydrolyzing) activity; GMP synthase activity
Source: RefSeq, a predicted model, not a curated record
AUGUCUGUUGAACAAAUGAAUGAAGCCUUUGAUACCAUCCUUAUUUUGGAUUUUGGUUCACAAACUUCUCACUUAAUUGCUCGUCGUAUUCGUGAGUUUGGUAUCUAUUGUGAACUUUUACCUUGUACACAAAAGAUGUCCGAGUUACAUUUUAAGCCAAAGGGUAUCAUCUUGUCUGGAUCUCCCUAUUCUGUUUACGAUCAUGAUGCUCCUCGUGUAGAUCCUGCUGUCUUUGACGCUGGUGUCCCAGUCCUCGGUAUCUGUUAUGGUCUUCAAGAAAUGACCAAUCUUAUGGGUGGUAAAGUUGAAGCCUGUGAUCACCGUGAAUAUGGUUAUGCUAUGUUGGAUAUUCUUCGUUUCCCUGAUCAUCCUUUUGCUGACAAACUCUUGGAAGGUAUUGUCAACCCAUCUCAGGUUUGGAUGUCUCAUGGUGAUCAAGUCACAGCCAUGGCUGAGAAUUUCAAAGUCAUCGGUACAACCAAGACAGCUCCUUUCGCUGCUGUUGUUCACGAACAUAAACCUUUUUACGGUAUUCAAUUCCAUCCUGAACUCUCUCACACCGCUUGUGGCAAGGAUAUUCUUCGUAACUUUGUUCUCAACAUCUGUCAAGCUAAUGCCUCUUGGACUAUGGAAGAAUUUGUAGAAAAGGAGAUUGCUCGUAUUCGUAAGAUUGUUGGCCCUACAGGUCGUGUGAUUGGUGCUGUCUCUGGUGGCGUUGAUUCCACUGUUGCUGCUAAAUUAAUGCAUGAAGCCAUCGGCGAUCGUUUCCAUGCUAUCCUUGUCGAUAAUGGUGUGAUGCGUCUUAAUGAAUGUGAAAACGUCAAGAAGAUGUUGGCUGAUAAGAUGGGUAUCAAUCUCAAGAUUGCUGAUGCCUCUGAUCUCUUUUUGGAUCGUCUUAAGGGUGUCACAGACCCUGAAAAGAAACGUAAAAUUAUUGGUAACACCUUUAUUGAAGUCUUUGAAGCUGAAGCUGCUUUAGUCGAUAAGGAAUGCGGUGGUACUAUUGAAUAUUUAUUGCAAGGUACCUUAUAUCCUGAUGUCAUUGAAUCCAUCUCCUUCAAGGGUCCCUCUGCUACUAUCAAGACACAUCACAAUGUCGGUGGUCUGUUGGAGGACAUGAAACUCAAGUUGAUUGAACCUCUUCGUGAGCUCUUUAAGGAUGAAGUACGUGCGUUGGGUAAGAUUUUAGGUUUGGAUGAUGAAUUAGUCUGGCGUCAUCCUUUCCCUGGACCUGGUAUUGCUAUUCGUGUUCUUGGUGAAGUCACUCGUGAACAAGUUCAAAUUGCUCGUAUGGCUGAUCAUAUCUAUAUCGAAGAAAUCAAGAAGGCUGGUUUCUAUCGUCAAAUCUCUCAAGCUUAUGCUGCCCUUUUACCUGUAAAAGCCGUCGGUGUUAUGGGCGAUAAGCGUACCUAUGAACAAGUGAUCGCUUUAAGAGCUGUUGAGACCUCUGACUUUAUGUCUGCUGAUGUUAUGAUUGGUGCUGAAUGGUUCUUGACCUUGAAGCGUAUUUCUUCCAGAAUUAUUAAUGAAGUGAAGGGUGUUAACCGUGUUGUAUAUGAUAUUAGUUCUAAGCCUCCCGCUACCAUUGAAUGGGAAUAA